AUGCAAUUACCAUUUUCACUCUCCAGUACCAGCAAUUGUAUUGCUAUGUACGAUGAGAUAUAUUCUCAAUCUUGGCAGGAUACAAUAACGCAAUGCGAAAGGACACUGGAGCGACCUGACCUUGAACGCGCUUUGCGGGUCAAGUCCCGACAAGAUUUCCGGGAAGAGCUAGGAAAACUCCUAAUCAACUACCCAGAUGAGCCGUCAAAGAAGGCAAUCCUUCUCAUCCAUCCCCAUCUGGAUCAUUACGAGGUUUUCGCUCGGAAUUUCGUGGAUAUGAUGGAAAAUCCUGUGGAUACUUCCAUGAUGUGGGGAUUGUUGUCUCUGGUUUUCAAUCUUGCUCUUGGGAGUUCAGGUCCCAUUAGCCCUUUGAGGCAGAUCACGACAUGGCUAGAGAGGAUUGGCCUCGAGUUGAAGCACUCUAAUGAAUGUAGGAACAAAAUUACGGAUCUCGAAGGCGUCAAGUCUGAUGUAGUAGAGGUAAACAAGGAAGUUGUUAUCCUCUGGCUGAAUAUCAUAAUGAUGUUCCGCAAUGAAGGCGUCGGACAUGAAAGCUGGCUAGGUAGGAGCUCAUGGAAUACUCUAACAACCAAAUUCAAUGCAGCCUUGAAAAAUAUUGCGGAAGCUGUACAUCGCAUGGAGAAGGUGGUUGAGAUGGCAGAAAAACAUGCCCAGAAUAUGAACCAGUGGUCAAUCUUGCAAAGCCACCUUUCACUAAGUCACCUCCAACUAGAAACUGUAACUAGUCCCUGCCAUACACUUCCCGUGGCCGAGAACCGUCAGUUUUUUGGCCGUCAAGAGAUUCUACGACAGUUAGAAGAUCAUCUCAAACCAGCAGAUACAAAUGCUCGUCUUUCAUCCAUAGCUCUAUAUGGCCUUGGUGGCGUCGGAAAGACUCAAGUUGCUCUAGCAUACGCAUAUCAGAAGAUCGAUCAUCUUGAUGCUAUAUUUUGGAUAUCCGCCGAGAGUCCCUAUUCUAUUCAACAAAGUUUCAGUCGCGCAGCUCUCGAUGCUCUGAGGCUUCCGAAAGCGAAACCCCAGGCAUAUCAAGAGAAUAUGGUCUUGGUACUGAACUGGCUACAAAAGACACCUGCUAAAUGGUUAGUAAUAUUCGAUAAUGUCGAUAACCAUGCUGUACUUGAAGACUGCUGGCCGAUUUCACAGCACGGCGCCAUUCUCGUAACCAGCAGAGAUAUUGUUGUUGCCACGCUCCCUAUUGACACUGGUCUAGAAGUAGAUGAAUUUGAGAUUGACGAGGGAGCAAAGUUCCUACUUCAUAUGACACCCAAGAGGCGACCCAUUGACAACACCAUCGAAAAAGCGGCAGCACAUGCUGUAUCCAAUGAAUUGGGCGGUCUACCGCUCGCUCUGAAUCAAAUGGCCGCCUUAAUUAAUACAAGGAAUUACACGAUUGGCGAGUUCCAUGCUAUGUAUAUUAAGCAUAAACAAAACUUGCACAAACAGAAGAAAAGUGGCUGGAAAUACUUAGGAUACCAACAUGCCCUUGACACAGUAUGGGAGAUAUCAUUUACCAACCUCGGAGAACACGCCCGUGCUUGCCUUGGCGUCCUCAGCUUUUUCUCUGCCGAUUCGGUCCCUCUUGGCGAUGCCAUAGAAGAGCUAACUCACCAUGCCCUUGUGAGAAAGAACAUUGAGCACGGUAGCUUUCGAAUCCAUCGAUUAGUGCAAGCGGAAUAUCGAGCCAGAAUGGAGAAUCCACAAGAAGAGUUUGAAGCUGCUAUUAAGCUACUGCUUGACAAGCUUCCAUCGCAGGACUCGAGCAAAUUCGACGAUAAAGAAUGGCUCUUGUACAAACGAUACAUUCCUCAGGUCCUUGCUCUUCUCAAGAACUACGACGAUUCGCAAACCGACCCGAAUCCCCUCAAGCCCACGAUGGAUUUCGUGAGGCUUCUUACAAACUCCUCUUAUGCGCUCCAUGAUAAUGAUACCAUGGAUGUAAUCCCUAAACUUCUUGAAACCGCAGAUUCUGCUUAUCAUAAAUGCAGAGGAGAGGAACAAGACAGACUGCUCUGGGCUUUGUUACAGUACUUAAAAUGUAUACACCACUUCUGUACUUCGGAAUUCGCCAGGUCAGAAAGGGAAAUGACGGAAUGUCUUAAAAUCCGUCUAGAACUGCUUCAUCAUGAUGACACACUUAUAGCUCUAUCGUACAGCGGUCUCGGGAUGGCCGUAGGUGCCCAAGGACGAUACGAAGAGGGUCUAGAUUGGCUACAGAAAGCUCACAAAGUGUACGAGGGGCCAGCGGGAAAGAAUCUCCCAAAACGUAUCGUAUGGGGAUAUAACAUCUCACGGAAUUAUUACUGCAUGGGUAGAUAUGCAGAAUCCGAAAGCUGUUUGACCAAGGCCCUAGAAAUUGCGAAUGGGCUUCAGAGCUGUGGACACCUCACCUUUGCUUCACUUCGAACGAAGAUGAACGAACUUGCCGAUGCAAAGCAGCACGUUGAUGCGGCAAAGGAGAUUCUAGAAGUAUCCGGGAACUCGGCUAGUCUGAGUUGGCUCAGUUCAUACUGUGCUUAUCGAAGUGGCGAUGUAGCAAUGAAGCAACGUCGAUUCACUGCCGCCAUUCAAGAAACAGAGAAAGCAACGGUCAUUGGGAAACGCGUGAAGAUACCAACUGGUAUCCUCGCCCGAUGUGUCCACGCCUACUCAAAGGCACUGGCUACAGACCCGUCAAGAUUAGAUGAAUCAGAGACACAGCGACUGGAGGCUAGACGAUUGCGGUCGACGUUGCCAGAUGGCGGCGGUGACUUGGACGAUGAAGGCGAUGAGGCUUUCGAAAGGCUUGUAAAGAUGGAUCAUCGGUAG
Molecule: messenger RNA, 2826 nt
Organism: Annulohypoxylon maeteangense
Lineage: Eukaryota; Fungi; Ascomycota; Sordariomycetes; Xylariales; Hypoxylaceae
Exons: 9
Coding region: 1-2826 (941 amino acids)
Molecular function (GO): protein binding; ADP binding
Source: RefSeq, a predicted model, not a curated record